Molecule: messenger RNA, 1727 nt
Organism: Chiloscyllium plagiosum (whitespotted bambooshark)
Lineage: Eukaryota; Metazoa; Chordata; Chondrichthyes; Orectolobiformes; Hemiscylliidae
Source: RefSeq, a predicted model, not a curated record
UCUAAAAUCUAAAAGAACUGAAUAGUAUUACUAGGGGAAUUGACAGAGCCAUAUACUAUAUUGAAAUGCAGUUCCAGCCUGCAAGCCUUCAAUAAUGAAAAGAAACAAAUACUUUUAAAAAGGCCAGCAGAAAGAUCAAAGCUCAAGUAAUGGAUGCAAAUACGGUGGAGGAUAUUACAAAAAGGAAACAGAAGGCUACUAUGGUGGGCUAAGCAUUACCUUAACUGCAAGAGGCUGAAGCACUUCAGCUGCAAGGUUUUUGCUGGAAGAUUGUUGCAGGCACAGAGGAAGAAACAGGAACCUAACAGUUGGUCAUAGUAAGAUUCAUUUUCCUGCUCCUAAGACCAUGGCUUUCAUCUCCCAGAAGAAUGACACUGCAGGAAGCUACAUGGAAUUCAGAGAAGAUUUUUUCUUUCCUCUCAAUGACAGCAUGGCAGCAGACAUGUUCAACCAUUCCUUACAAUUACCAACACUGACCAUUUCAGGUGUGAUUAGAGUGGCCAUCACCUUUUUCCUCAUGAUCCUCUCCAUUGCAGGCAACAUACAUUUCCUGGUGAAGCUAACCAAACAGCAUCAGAAAAAGGGAUCACGGCUCAAGUUACUACUCAAGAACCUCAUAGCAGCCAACUUGCUGCAGACUCUGAUUGUUAUGCCAAUGGAUGGCACCUGGAACAUCACAGUCCAAUGGUAUGGUGGUGAAUUCCUUUGUAAGGUCCUAAACUUUUUCAAACUCUUCUCCAUGUACUGCCCUGCCUUCAUGGUAGUGGUGAUCAGUGUGGAUCGAUGUCUGGCGAUUACUAAACCCUUGAAAAGUGCAACUGGAUGUGUCAACACUGGGAAGUGUAUGAUCACGAUAGCUUGGUUCUUCAGCGUGGUCUUGGCUUUACCUCAGCUAUUCCUCUUCAAAAUGGUCCAUUACUCAGAACCGUACCCCUUCUCGCAGUGUGCGACCCUUGAAAGCUUUCAUGGAGAGCUGGACCAGAAACUUUACAACCUCUUCACCUUUGGAUUUCUAUUUGUUAUCCCUCUGUUCAUCAUGCUGAUCUGCAAUUCCAGAAUAAUCAUCACUGUGACAAGCAUCCUGAACCCAAAAGAUAACCAGAUGAAGCUGAACCGAUCCAGCAAUACCUUAUCAUCAGCUCGCAAGAAAACAAUAAAAAUGACAAUAGCGUUUACCUCUUCAUUCAUGAUCUGCUGGACUCCAUACUACUUGAUGGGAAUUUGGUAUUGGUUUGAUCGUGACCUGCAUCACAAGUUACCUGAUCCUGUCAAUCACUUUUUAUUUCUUUUUGGGUUGCUAAAUCCUUGCUUUGAUCCAUUAAUAUAUGGGUAUUUUUCUCUUUAAUGUGCGUGUAAAUGUGACAUUUGUCUUUUAAUGAUAUAUUGUUAACCACUUCAACUUUUAUUGCUUUCAGUUUCUGUGCAGUUCAGUUCUAUUUCUCUGCUCAAUCACACAGCCCUAGCAACAUUGUGAUGUCCAUGGCACACAGACCAAUACUGUUGUGGUAAUGUCCCAGCAUGCACGCUAUGAGUUAUGGGAUUUUUGGUUGAUGUACCAGCCAGAUUGUGAUAGUCCUGCACUUCUGUAGUCCGUGUUGUGACAACAAUCUUCUCACAUAAAGUUCAUGUAUUGAUGGUUAAUGCACACAAUUAAUUAGUCAUAGAUGUCUACAGCAUGAAAGCAGGUCCUUCAGCCCAACUUAACCACACUGCCCAGUUUUCACAAU